GGUCCCUGGGCUUCACGCUUACCCCGGACCUGGAAGCCGCGCCUCUGUGCUAGGCCUGACAGGGCCAGGCCAGAGCCUAGAGCUCCUGAUAGCCCAGCAGCCUGCGUGGACCCGCAGUGAGGGGCAGCCGCGCCAGAACCCCACCUUGUCAGCCACUUUCAGAGUUCCGGUAGAUGUCUAGCCCUGGACAGUCCUACUCAGUCCCUGGGGUCAUAGUGCCUUGACGGCUUCUAGCCAGCGGCAAAGGCCAACUCGUUCACCUCCCAGAAAGGACUAACAAUCUUUCCCUGCAGCCUGCACUGUUGUCCCACUCUGAAACUUCUCUCUGUUCAAAGGAUUCCAACCUUGCCUCCCCCUGCUACCACUAUCAGGAUCACCCUUGCGCAUUCACAGUUUGCAGGCCUCCCUAGAGCAAGUCUUUGCUUCCACAGAUUUCCCCCUUUUGCUUCUGAGUGAUGGCAGCUCUUAUGAAAGGCCAAGUGUGCGUGGUGACUGGUGCUUCCAGGGGUAUUGGCCGUGGCAUCGCCUUGCAACUCUGCCAAGCAGGUGCCACAGUUUACAUCACUGGCCGCCAUAUGGACACCCUGCGGGCCACUGCUGAGGAGGCACAAUCUCGAGGGGGCCAGUGUGUUCCUGUGGUGUGUGAUUCAAGCCAGGAGAGUGAAGUGCAAAGCUUGUUUGAGCAAGUGGAUCGGGAACAGCAAGGGCGUCUAGAUGUGCUGGUCAACAACGCCUAUGCCGGAGUCCCAGUACUUAUGAAGAACAUUAAGAAGGCAUUCUGGGAAGCCCCUGCCUCCAUCUGGGAUGAUAUCAACAAUGUUGGACUCAGAGGCCACUACUUGUGCUCGGUGUAUGGAGCGCGGCUCAUGGUUCCAGCUGGCCGGGGGCUCAUCGUGGUCAUCUCCUCCCUUGGGGGGCUGCAGUAUUUCUUCAAUGUCCCCUAUGGCGUGGGCAAAGCUGCGUGCGACAGGCUGGCUGCGGACUGUGCCCAGGAGCUGCGGCGCCACGGGGUCAGCUAUGUGUCUCUGUGGCCAGGGUUGGUGCAGACAGAACUAGUGAAGGAGGUCGUGGUGAAAAACGACGAUACUGAUGAUCCCUUGUUGAAGGAGCUCAGAUCUAAUUUCUCCUCUGCGGAGACCACCGAAAUGAGUGGCAAAUGUGUGGUGGCUCUGGCAACAGCUGUUAUCUGUGCUCACAGACCCGAAUAUCCUGAGCCUGAGUGGGAAGGUGCUGCCAUCUUGUGACCUUGCGCGACGCUACAGCCUUCAGGAUGUGGAUGGCCGCCCCGUCCAAGACUAUUUGUCUUUGAGGUCCGUCCUCUCCCAUGGCUCCAGCCUGGGCUGGCUGGCUUCCUACUUGCCUGGCUUCCUCCGUAUGCCUAAGUGGAUUAUGACCCUCUACGCAAGCAAGUUCUAAACCUCCUGGCCUGACGUCAUAACUCUGCUCUCCCUCAGGCUACGUGGUAGGGCCUCUUGGUGUAACAAGGCAGCCCCUCCUGCCUACCUAAUACCCUUGCUAGGGAGAGAAGGCCUCCUCUGUGUGUCUUGGGUGAGCCCUGGGGCCUUUAUGAAUCCUCCUUUAUGCCUUAAUUUUACCUGCUCCUACAUAUUACUUCUUGCCUUAGUAUUGGAAAACACUCUGGGGGCUAAUAAGCCUCAUUUCUUGGGGUGCCUGGGUGGCUCAUGGGUUAAGCCUCUGCCUUUGGCUCAGGUCAUGAUCUCGGGGUCCUGAGAUCAAGCCCCACAUCGGGC
Messenger RNA from Lontra canadensis (Northern American river otter), 1751 nucleotides. RefSeq names its product dehydrogenase/reductase 1 (gene DHRS1). The record is from RefSeq and is a predicted model, not a curated record. NCBI's taxonomy places the organism in Eukaryota, Metazoa, Chordata, Mammalia, Carnivora, Mustelidae. The transcript has 8 exons. Bases 456 to 1244 code for a protein of 262 amino acids.